Messenger RNA from Laccaria bicolor S238N-H82, 429 nucleotides. RefSeq lists its product as uncharacterized. The record is from RefSeq and is a predicted model, not a curated record. Bases 1 to 429 code for a protein of 142 amino acids. NCBI's taxonomy places the organism in Eukaryota, Fungi, Basidiomycota, Agaricomycetes, Agaricales, Hydnangiaceae. The transcript is spliced from 3 exons.
AUGGACACUGUGGGAAUUGAACCCACGACCUCACGCAAUCACGGACUGGACGCUGAGUACGAUCAUCCAGUACUACGUCCUCUGUCUCCCAUCUGUUAUAUAACCGCUUUUAUCCCUGCAAGUUCGACGUUACUGCAGCCAAUUUAUACCGCUAAACGACCGCAUUCCUCUGACUGUCAUAGCGUGCGACUCAAGGCGGCAAUACCCCUCAGCGGGUUGGACGCUGCCAAUGACGCGGCACUCCAGUCAUCUGCGGAUCUAGCAAAUCCCGCUUGUACUCGAAAAUUGAUGAGCAAAGGUGCCAAUAUUAAUCCCUAUAUGACGAGAAAUAUCGUAUAUCCGAUGAGCAAAAUAGCGAACAACGCGGCUGAUCCUACGAAUAUCUUGAUGACUGGGUUGAAUCGUCGUUUCAAGGUCAGGCUAAACUGA